AUGGACGAAGAAAUUGAAGAAUUCGACGUUAAUCAAGUAGAUGUAGAGUUUUUUGAAUUUAAACUAUUACGUAAAAAUACUCCGAGUGUACGUUUAUCUGAAAAUGUCUUCGAUUUAUCCAAAACUCCAUCACAUUCCAAUUUACUUGUUGUCUCUAAUCUUUAUGGAUAUUUUGUUGCUGCAUCAAAUAAAGACCUUCGUGCGAAGUUUGUGAAUUCUGAAACUUCUGAUGAAUUAAAAAUUAAUUUUGAUCAAAAGAUUCAUGUUGAUAUUUUAGAAGGUUGUGUGAUUUCUUUAAGACUUUCCUCUGAUCAGCUAACAAUUAUAGUCGCUAUACAAGGUGGUAUAGUAUUAUACUAUGAUGUGACAAAAAUUGGAGUGGAGCAAUCUUCUAUUCAACCAUAUCAAAUAAUGAAAUUCUCGGAUGAGAUUAAAGAUAUUCGCCCAAAUUUAGGAGAAAGAUUCAACAUUGUUGCUAUUUUACUUGUAUCUGGUAUUGUGCAUAUUUAUGAUUAUUUAAAAAAUGAGCAAAUUGGAAUCAUAGAUAAUAUUAAAUUAGGAGAUCAAGUUACUGCUCUUUGUUGGUCUCCAAAAGGGAAACAAUUAGUAUGUGGCACACAAACUGGGAAACUAAUGCAACAUUUACCUGAAGGAAUAGUGAAGUCUUCAAUACAGCCACCAAAGCAAUUAAUUCAACCUUCAUAUUAUGUUCAGAAUAUAUUAUGGUUAGACACUCCAACAUUUAUAGUAGCUUAUUUUCCAGUGGUACAAGAUGAAAAUUCAGAUCUUGAAAAUUAUAUAGUAUUUUGCGAUUCAAAGAAAAAAACUGUAUAUCAACAUAUUAAAGAUUUGUGUCCAUAUAGUACUGAUGAGAGAAACCCUAAUCUUUACAUGGAAACAAUCAGAAAUUGGGGCCCUAGAUCAAAGAAUCUUGUUAUUUGUGCAAACGCUAAUUCAAUCAAUGUACAUGUGAUUACAUGCGAUGAAUCAAAUGAAUGGUUGUAUUGGUAUUUGCCUGAAGGAUCCGAUGCAUCACUACCUCUUGGUGAUGAUGAUAAUGACACCCUCCCUAUUGGAAUGGCAAUUGAUUUCACCGAUACUGAUACUUGGAUCACUCAAACACCUAGUGAAGAUAGAGUUGAAAUACCAUCAGUUCCUAUUGUUUAUAUUUUAAACAACGCCUCCGACAUAUUAGCAUAUAGAUGUUUCCAUAGAGACGCUUUUGAAUCAGGGUUUAAUUGUUCAGAUAUGAUAACCCCUCAACCACUACCAACUAGAGAUUUGAUUUUUGGAUAUAAACAAACUGGAGAAGAAGCUGUUAAAGCAUAUAAUGUAUUUUAUUAUUUAACAUAUGAAGGUGCUAUUAACAUUGAAAGUAUUCAAGAUCCAAUUGAAAGAAAAAGUAUUGAACAACAGAUUUAUCAUUUUGGUCAGACACCCACUCAACUUCUCAAAGAACCACAUCCUAAACGAUUUCCUAGUAAAAAAUUUUUGAAAAAAAAUUUGUUGAAUUCCUUGGAUAGUCAGGAAUAUUUCUCAUUGAAAUCUAAUAAACUAGUUUUUGUUGAUUUGCCAUCACCUGACUUUAUGAACUUUUCUGCCAUUGAUUUACAACAAAUUAUCACUGUUGAUGAAAAUGGAUUAGUUGGUAAACAUAAUCUUUUGCCUAAACCAACAGCUCCAGAAAUAAAAAGAUUUGAAGUAGAUCCUGGCUUACAGUAUAAAAGUCAAUUGAAUAGUCCAUUUUCUUUUGAUGUAAAAAUUACACCAAGAAGUUUCGCAUGUAGUAAAGAUGGGAAAGUUCUUAUAAGUUGUGGACAUUGGGAUAAUUCAAUAAAAGUUACAUUGACAGAGACAGGAAAGAUUAACGACAGCAUAUCAGGACAUAAUGAUAUCCUUUAUUGUCGUUGUUGUUAUGCCGCUAUUAUAAUUAGGAUCAGUGAAGAUGGAAGAAUUGUUGUUACAGGUUCAAGGAAUGCAAAUUACAUACGAACAUUAUGCCCAUUUGAAGAUGACGAAUCAUCUGUUGAAUAUUUAUGCAUAACCAAAGAUGCUAACAUAGUCAUAUAUACAGAAUAUAAAAAUGAAUAUUUUCUUCAUACUUACAGUAUUAAUGGAAAGCUUUUAAAUUCAAUGCAACUAUCUGUUAAAAUAGAACAUAUGAUUUCUUCAACUGAAAGUAAUUCAAUAGUUACAACAACCGAUGGAGAAGAUGGAGAAGAUGAAAAAAGUUUUAUUAGAAUAUAUGAUGUUUUAAGCCUAGAGUUGCAUCAUGAAUUCACAGUUCCAUUAAUUGCAAAUUGUCUUAAAUUAAGUAAUAAUGAUAUGCAAAUAUGGAUAGCAGGAAAUAAUGGCAAAUUAUUAAUAGUUUCCGAUAACGAUUAUUCAAUAAGAAAAUUUCCACUGAUUUAUAAAAGAAUAUUCUUUAAUGCAAAUAAUCUAAAUAAUAAAAAUAGAAUAAUUAAACCCUCCCAAUUUGUAAUGAAAAGUAAUCUGUCUCAAGAUGAAUAUCAUCAACUAUCAGAAGAGACCAUGGAAAAAUUAUAUGAAAAUUUGGAAAGUCUAGGAGAAGAAAUAAAUAUCAAUGAUUAUGACGUUGAAUAUUCUUGCGGCUCAACAGGCACAUAUGUUAUAAAUAAACAACCUCCUAAUAAACAAAUCUGGUUGUCAUCACCAGUUAGUGGGCCAAAACGUUAUGAUUAUGAUUUCAAAGAUGAAAAGUGGAUUUAUCAUCAUGAAAAUUCAACCUUGGAUGAAUUAUUAAAUAACGAAUUAUCACAAAUUUUCAAGAGAGAUGUAAAAUUAUCUUUUUGA
Molecule: messenger RNA, 2814 nt
Organism: Entrophospora sp. SA101
Lineage: Eukaryota; Fungi; Glomeromycota; Glomeromycetes; Entrophosporales; Entrophosporaceae
Source: the annotation of a GenBank genome assembly